Centruroides sculpturatus (bark scorpion) is the source of this 7863-nucleotide messenger RNA. Its product is annotated as protocadherin-like wing polarity protein stan. Gene Ontology annotation, biological process: G protein-coupled receptor signaling pathway; homophilic cell-cell adhesion; cell surface receptor signaling pathway. The transcript has 27 exons. NCBI's taxonomy places the organism in Eukaryota, Metazoa, Arthropoda, Arachnida, Scorpiones, Buthidae. The coding region runs from base 169 to 7863 and encodes 2564 amino acids. Gene Ontology annotation, cellular component: plasma membrane. The record is from RefSeq and is a predicted model, not a curated record. Gene Ontology annotation, molecular function: calcium ion binding; G protein-coupled receptor activity.
UUUAUUGAUAUUAAGUCGAACGUAGAAAAAAAGGCGGAGCGUUACUAAUAGCAACCUAAGUCUCGCCAAUAAGCGGCGCCAGACACGCACGCGCCGUGACGAUUGAUCGAGUCUGUUGGUUACUCGCAGUCCCAAUGUUACUGUUGCUGUUUAUCCACAAAGAUAGAAAUGGAUGGAGUCGCGUUAUCGUUUCUCCUCCUCUCGCUCCAUUUAUGCCUGGCUUACGAUGUUUUCUUAACUGGAAAUCACAAUAGAAUCGGAGGAUUGUUAUUCAAUACUAGUUGGAUAUCAGGUACGCAUUACGUAAUUGAUCGUAAACGUACGGAUUCGCACGUGGCUAGUUAUUUCGACUUAUCGAUCGGAGAUGGUGGACUUUACUUGAAACGAUCGGUAGCGUGUCGAUCCUCGUUGACUCUUUAUGUUAAAUCUCACGGAUUGAGGCAUCGUCCGGUCAUCGAGCAUGCCAGUUUACCCGUAAUAAUACGUUGCAUAGAUGAUGAUGAUGAUGAUGAUGAUGAUAAUAAUAAUAAUACCAACCGUUCCGAUGAUCGUCAUCUGUUGAUCAUAUCAAAUCACCCGAGAUGCCCGAAAAAGAGCCAGCUGUUGAUUGGAUUAAAGUCUCUACUUCCGUUAGAACUUCGCAGAUGUUCGAUCGCUUUCGAUCAACCUUCCGAUGAUCGUUACGCUAUAGAAAGAUCAACCGGAGAUUUGGUGGCUAAGAAAUCAUUCUGUACUUCAUCCGAGUUUUCUAUUAUGGUUAACGUCCGGGUUAAAUGCGAAAUAGAACAGAUACAACGCCUGGAAAUUGUAUUUUGUACCAAUUGUAACGAAAUUAAAUCGGGAAGAGGAAGAAGAGAAAUGAGAAACUGGCCUCCCUCUUUUGAUAAAGAUUUAUAUGUUGUUCGUGUACCGGAAGAAAAUGCUAUAGGUUAUCGUGUGAUAACACUAAACGCUACAGAUCCGGAAAGAGGUAGAGUUACAUUUUCUAUUCAUGCAACUGUAGAUUCACGAAGCCAGACAAUGUUCGAGGUCGAUUUAUUCUCCGGUGAGGUGAAAACUACUACAGUUUUAGAUAGGGAAUAUAUGGAUAUACAUUAUUUAAAAAUUAAAGCAGUCGACGAUGGGAUACCACCAGCUACAGCUACAACCACGUUAAAGGUUUACGUCGAAGACGUAAACGAUCACGUUCCGGUGUUCGAACAGGACGUAUAUUAUCCAAAAAUUAAAGAAAGUUCACCAAUCUGGACUACAGUUCUAACUGUUAGAGCCACGGAUCAAGAUUCUGGACUUAAUUCCGAAGUGGAGUAUAGUCUUAAGGACGACACGUCGCCUUUCAGAAUCGAUCCUUACAGUGGAGAUAUCACGAUUACGAGAAAGCUCGAUAGGGAAACGAUAUCGGAAUACCAGAUAGAAGUCGUUGCUACAGAUUCUGCAGAAGAUAUAACACGGAGAAGAACCGGAGAAGCUCAAGUUAUAAUCACCGUUGAAGACGAUAACGAUAAUUAUCCACAAUUUAGCGAAAGUAGUUACAAUGCAACUAUUAGAGAAGAUGUCGAUUCGAAGUUAUCGCCUGAUAUUUUACAGAUUCGAGCAAUCGAUGCGGAUGAAGGCGUUAACGCAGAAAUUAGAUAUGCGAUUAUCGGUGGAAAUACACAAAGCCAUUUUUAUUUAAAUCCGUCGAAUGGAAUUUUGACUGUGUCGUCUCAACUAGAUUACGAAAGUAUUCGUUCUUAUAAAUUACUAGUCAGAGCUCAAGAUAACGGUUCACCUCCACGAUCUAAUACUACUCAAAUAACUAUUAAUGUUAUCGAUGUAAACGAUAAUUCGCCACAGUUUUAUGCAGAUAUCAUAGAAGAAUCAUUAGCCGAAAAUGUUCCGAUCGGUCAUAAAGUGAUUUUAGUUCAAGCGUAUGAUCCAGACGACGGCAAAAAUGGUAACAUAGAAUAUAGUAUUCAGAGAAAAGAUCCACUAAUGCCCAUUGCUAUACAACCAUCGAGCGGAUGGAUAAUUACAUCAGGAAUUAUAGAUAGAGAAAUUACGUCUGUUUAUCGUUUUACUGUAAUAGCUACCGAUCAAGGUAUUCCGCCGAGAUUCUCUACUUGUAAUGUCACUAUUCGCAUUCAAGACGUAAACGAUAACGAUCCUGUAUUUAAUCCAAAAUUGUACGAAGUCAGCAUUAGCGAAUUAGAACCUCCAGGUUCUCACGUUGUGACAGUGAUCGCUCACGACGAAGAUGCCGACCAACGUUUAACGUACCACAUAUCUAGAGGUAAUACGAGAGAUCGUUUCUCGAUAACGAGUCGAGAAAAUGGUGGAAUUAUAAAUAUAGCCCAACCUUUAGACUUUGAUUUAGAAAGAAACUUUGCUCUAACUAUAACGGCUACCGAUAUAGGAGGACGAUCAGAUACGGCUACAGUUUAUAUUAAUAUUACGGAUGCAAAUACACACAGACCUAUAUUCGAAGGAUCACCCUAUAGUGCGAGUGUAUCCGAAGAUGCACCAACGGGUACCACAGUACUGAUUGUAGAAGCUUGGGAUGGAGACGAAGGCGAAAAUGCUAGAGUUACUUACACUAUGGAUCACGUCCCCGAAUUUUCAAUCGAUUCUUUAACAGGGGCCAUAAUAACGAUGAGAAAAUUAGAUAGAGAAUUGGUUCCAGCCUAUUCUCUAGUUGUUACAGCUAGAGAUCACGGAAUGCCAUCGCUGACAGAUACUACUAAUGUAGAAAUCGAAGUUUUGGACAUCAACGAUAAUCCGCCCAUUUUUACCGUUCCCAGAUACGUCACUAGUAUCAGCGAAGAUGUUCUGGUGGGUACGAGUGUGGUACAAGUUUCUGCACCCGAUCCAGAUAUUGGUCUUAAUGGCCAAGUUAGAUAUCAUUUAAAUUCUGAUCCGGAAAGUACUUUUAGUAUCGAUCCUACAGCCGGAGUCAUUCGAACCGAAAAACUUUUAGACAGGGAAUCUGUGGCUAUGUAUCAACUGGUAGUUCGCGCUAUGGAUAGAGGUUCUCCACCACUGUCUUCUACCGUAUCCGUUACUAUACAGGUUCAAGACGUUAACGACAAUCCUCCAAGUUUUAAUACAGAUAGAAUAACGUUAUUUGUAUCGGAAAAUACCAUUCAAGGAUCGGUUGUAGGAGAGAUCGAAGCGACGGAUCCAGACGAGGGGGCAAAUGCGGUCAUUUAUUAUAGAAUAGUAGACGGUCCAGACGGUCAUUUAUUUCAUCUCCUUCCUCAUCCUGGAAAAUCUGCCGAUCUGAUCUGUAAAACAGAUUUUGAUUACGAAUCGCCUAAAAAACGCUACAGUUUAGUCAUACGUGCUUCUUCACCUCCUCUUCGACAAGAUGUGGACGUAGACAUUUGGGUGACUGACGUUAACGACAAUGCUCCCGUACUUAAUGAUUUUCUUAUUGUAGCCAAUGUAUACGGGUCCUAUCUUCCUCGAGAAUCUUUAGGUCGUAUACCCGCUUUUGAUCCAGAUGUCGGUGAUGAGCUACAAUAUCGAUUGCUUUCGGGAAAUUCGAAAUACCUCGACGUAGAAGAAGGCACGGGAAUUAUUCACUUUCAUCCAAAUUUAAAUUUUCAAGAUGGUUUAAAAUUGGAUGCCGAACUCGAAAUUGGAGUAUUUGACGGAGUUAAUGAAGUAACAGCCACUUGUAGACUGUAUAUACGACAGAUUAGUGACGAAAUGCUGAAAAAUAGCGUUACUUUAAGAUUAAAAGAAGUAAACGAGAAGAUUUUCUUAUCAUCUGUGUACGAAUUGUUUAUAGAAGGAAUAGCAUCUACGGUUCCUUGUUCUAAAGAAAAUGUAGUUGUAUUUAAUAUAAAAGAUGAUACAGAAGUUAAAAACAGAAUACUCAACGUCACUUUUGCUGUUAAAGUCAGAGAUAAAGAAUAUCACGAAAGGAAAAAAUUAGAAUCUAUUAUAUAUCUACGACGUAAUUUUCUCUCCCAGUUAUUCAGAAAAGAGGUAUUACCGUUCGAAGAUGACUUAUGUGUCCACGAACCGUGUAUUAGUUAUGAAGAAUGUCAUUCUGUCACGAAAUAUGGAAAUUCCUCUAAGUUUAUAUCUUCCGAAACUAUUAUAUUUCGUUCUAUACACCCCAUUAACACGUAUUCUUGUAAAUGUCCACCCGGGUUUACAGGCAUGAAUCAUAAAUACGAAUGUGAUACAGAAGUUAAUUUGUGCUAUUCGAGUCCGUGUGAAAACGGUGGAAGAUGUCAACAGAAAGAAAACGGUUUCACUUGUAUAUGUGAAAACGGAUAUAUAGGUGAGCGAUGUGAGACGAAUGUUUUUAAAGGGCGCUGCUCACCAAAUGUCUGUCACGGCGAUUCUUACUGCUUAAAUCGUAAAGACGGAGGUUUUGAAUGUUUGAAUUGUACCUAUGACGAAUUGUGGAGAACGCCUUUAUGUCAGUUAAAAUCCAGAAGUUUUCUUAAAGAUUCAUAUUUGAUGUUUCCAGCUUUAAAUCGUCGCCAUCGUUUCCAUAUAAAACUGAAAUUUGCAACUCGUGAAACUAAUGGUCUUUUAAUAUAUAAUGGACGUUACAAUGAAGAACAUGACUUCAUAGCUCUAGAAAUUAUCAAUUCUCAAAUAUGGUUUUCUUUUUCUGUUGGUUCUAACAUCAGUAAAGUUAAUGUAGAUAUACCUCACGGAAUCAGUGACGGUCUUUGGCACGAAGUUGAAUUAAUAUAUUUAAACAGGACUAUAACAUUAAUUGUUGAUAACUGCGACAAAGCUUUAUCAUUGCAAUUUGGAAAAAUGUUGGGAAAUUAUGAUUGCGCAAACUUUACAACAUUUAAUUUAGAAGAAAGAUGUGUAGACACAAUGCAAACUUGUUAUCGAUUUUUAGAUCUCACGGGACCUUUAUUAAUUGGAGGCCUCCCGUCAUCACUCAAUUGUUUACAUAACAUUGAAAGACAUUUUGUCGGAUGUAUCUCUGAUGUGUAUAUUGAUCACAAACUAUUAGAUCUGGAUGGUUUCAUAAGUGUUAAUGGUACAGAAACAGGCUGCAAAAAGAAAGAAAAUUUUUGUAAAUCAGAUCCCUGUCAUAAUAGUGGCAUAUGUGAAGAUGGUUGGGAUUCAUUUAUAUGUCAUUGCAAACCUGGUUUUAUAGGAAAAGAUUGUGGAAAAGUGGAAAAUAUUAUUAAACAGUUUUCGGGAAAAGGAUUCCUUGUUUAUAUUCCUCGUUUGCAUCCAAUUCAACUUCCUUGGUCCGUAGGAUUAUCAUUUAGAAGUAGAAAAAAGAAUGGUUUACUUUUACAAAUUCAACUCGGUGCUAAUAGUCAAGUUAAAUUAGAAAUAACAAAAAGUAUUCUUCGAUAUUCUUUUAAUAAUGAGAGUAUGGAAAUAGAUAGCAUUAAAGUUAAUGAUGGAAAAUGGCACAAUGUUGAUGCAAUUUGGACAGCAAAGUACAUUGAGUUAAACUUAGACUAUGAUCAAUUUAAGAUGCAAAAGGAAUUCAAGGGUAAUGUCAAAUCACUUUACGUUGGAAAAAUUUCAAUUGGCGGAUUAGAAAUGUUAGAUAGAAAACAAACCACAAUAAAUUUUGAUGGAUGUAUAAAAGAUGUGCAUGUUGGAAGUAUUACUGAUUCAUUGAUCCACCCUGUUAUAGAAAAUAAUAUAGUUGAAGGAUGCUAUGCACCAGAUGUAUGCAAUCCAAAUCCAUGUCCUCUUAAUAGCUAUUGUGUUGAUUUAUGGAAUAAUUACACUUGCAAAUGCAAACCAGGUUAUAUUGGUGAAAAAUGUCAAUCAGUAUGUAGUUUAAACCCAUGUUUGAAUGGUGGUACAUGUAUAUUUAUGAGUAAUAAAGAUAACAUUGGAUACAGAUGCUCUUGCAAUUCAGCAUAUUCUGGAAAAUAUUGUGAAAUAUUAUUGAAUCAUACAUGCCCUUCUAUGUGGUGGGGAAGUCCUAUCUGUGGUCCUUGUAACUGCAAUACUGCUAAAGGAUAUGAUGCAAACUGUAAUAAAACUACAGGAGAAUGUGUUUGUGAGGAGAAUCAUUAUAAGCCAGAAAACAGUGAUAUUUGCAUUCCAUGUAAUUGUUAUAUGACAGGAUCAUAUAACAAUCGAUGCAAUUACCAAACAGGACAAUGCCAUUGCAGGCCUGGAGUUAUUGGAAAACAUUGUGAUUUAUGCUCAAGCCCAUUUGCUGAAGUUACAUUACGUGGAUGUGAAGUGAUAUACAAUGGAUGUCCUAAAUCAUUUAGUAAUAAUAUUUGGUGGAACAGAACUCCCUUUGAUCAAACAACGGUACAGCCAUGUCCGAAUGGUGCAAUUGGUAAUGUAAUGAGACAUUGCAGUCUAAGAAGAGGAUGGGAAGAACCAAAUAUUUUUGAAUGUACAUCAAAGUUAUUGCUACCACUCAGAAAAAUUUUAUCCAAUAUUGAAGAUAGAAAAAUAACUUUAAAUUCAAGUGUAAUUGGCGAUAUUAUGGAAAAAAUGACCAUUAUCCAUGAAUUACAAAAUGUUUUAUUUGGAAAUGAUAUUUUUAUCAUUUUUCAAUUACUUCAUUAUAUUAUAAAUUAUGAACUUCAAGUGGAAAAGCAAAAUUUAUUGUUUUAUCAUGAUAAUGACUUUAUUCAUAGUAUUGUAUUAACUUCAGGCAGCAUUUUAAGUCUUCACUACUUAUCUCAAUGGAAACAAAUAUCAGAAUUAACAGGAAGAGGUCCAGAAUAUUUAUUAGACUUAUUAGAAAAAUAUUUAAUGGUGAUAAGUAAGCCCGAUGAUGAAAAUGUGAUUUCACCUUUUGAAAUUGUCACUGAUAAUUUAAUUCUUGGUAUAGACACAAUUGAAACUAUGGUAUAUCUCAGUCAGUUUCAGAAGAAUAAUUCGCAUCAUCUUUCAAGUUUACCUUUCCUUGAUUUUACGUUGUCAUCAAAAGCUCCUUCAAUUAUAUUGCCUAAGUAUAACAAUUAUCCUAAUCAGAAAAAAAUAAAAGGAGACACAACUAAAGUCUUUAUACCAUUAAAACUUAUUGAAUCAAAAAUUCCAAAAGCUAAACAGAAAUAUAUUAAAUCUUGUAAUUUGCUGAAAAACUGUGCAAUAGUUUCAUACAUUAUUUAUCCUACUAUAGGAAAAUUAUUGCCUUCCUUCUAUGAUAAUUCCAUGAGAAAAUUUGAUGGAAAAAUAAUUGAAAUAAAUUCUGAUGUAUUUACUUUAAUCCUACCUACUGUAAAUAAUUCUGUCCACAAAUCUUUAUCAGAAAAUAUACAGUUUCAGUUUCAAAUGUUGCAUCCUAAUUAUCACGGUGAUAUUAGAUGCGUAUAUUGGAAAAACAAUGAAGGCGAAAGAGGAGUAUGGUCAUCAGAUGGAUGUACUGUUGUUGGUCAAAUGUAUGAUGGUUUGCAAAGUUUUGUUAAUUGCUCAUGCAAUCAUUUAAGCAGUUUUGGUCUUCUAAUGGAUAUAUUGCCAAAAACCAAAUUAGUAAUGGAGUCUGGAUCUCAGGGUGCAUUCUCAUAUUUUGGAAUAUUACUCUCCCUUAUUAUGCUAUUGACAACAUUAACAGUUUUCUGUCUGCUACAAGGCAAUGAAACUAAUAGCAAUACAAUUCAUAAAAAUUUAGUUUCAAGUAUAUUUGUUGCUGAUUUAAUAUUUUUGAUUGCAUUAAAAACCCAAGGUAAUCAUUCCUAUCAAGGGUUUACAUGCAAGAUGAUGGCUAUUCUUUUACAUUACUUUUUCUUGUCUGAAUUCUGUUGGAUAUUUGUUGAAAGUUUGCAUCUUUAUCGUAUGUUAACUGAAAUGCAGUAUAUAAAUAAUGGUCAGAUGAGAAUAUAUUAUUUUAUUGGAUAUGGUGUACCUUCUAUCAUUGUUGGAUUAGCUGUUGGACUCCAUGCUGAUCAAUAUGGAAAUGAUAUUUUGUAA